GUAAACUCCCAUGAAGUACCACUUACAGAACCACCCCACAUUGCAAUAUACGAAAACACAUCUCUUCUUGAACACAACUGCAGUGCCAAUUGUUCGAAAAGCUUCACCAACAAAGGAGGCGUUCUGAUAAAAGCUGGUCGUCACAUUAAGAAAGGAGACAAUCUCAGUAUAUGCUAUACUGAUCCUCUUUGGGGUACGCCCAGCAGAAGACACCAUCUCCGAGAGUCCAAAUUCUUCUGGUGUUCGUGCUCUAGAUGUGUAGAUACCACUGAGUUUGGAACUUAUUUCAGUGCACUGCGAUGCCAAGACAGUGGUUGCGAAGGUUUCCUUCUUCCAAAAACAUUUAUAGACAACAGCACCAACGAUAAAGGCCUAGACUGGAAUUGCAAUAUGUGCAGCAUCGUACUUUCAUCCUAUUCUGCCCAGGAUUUACUCGAAAGGAUCGGGAAAGAUUUGGCGGAGAUGCCCAAGGGUGAUGAAAGGGAGUGCAGAAGCUUCAUUCGAAGUUAUGAGGAAUUACUGCACCCCAAUCACUAUUAUCUAACGGAUGUGAAGUUAGCGCUUGCUCAGAUGAUAGGACAACAAGACGAGGGCUUACCAGCGGUACCAGACGAAGAUUUGCAGCAGAAGGUGACGAUAACCCGGAGUUUAUUGAAAUUGCUGGAUACCUUGGCACCGGGCGAAAGAAGAAUAAAGGGUCUUCUUCUUUACGAAUUGCAUGCUGCCAUUUCAGAAUUGGGGAGAAGAAAUGCUGAUUCAGAUGGAUUAUAUACUGCACUUCUGGAAUCUAAAGAAAUUUUGACCGAAUCAGCUGAACUGUUGAAAGAUGAACCUGAUGAGUUGCAGGAAGGAAAAAUAUAUAAACUGACCAUAAAAAAUUUGAAAGAAAUAGAUGUUAUUUUGAGAGCUAUGCAUCUAACCAUUGGAGAUAGUCCCUCAUGAAAUCUAUAAAUUUUCCAGUAAAACCUUUUGAAAAUGACUUUGAAUCAUCAUAACUAUAUAUCAACUUUGUUUUUUAUAUCAAUGAAGUGUAUAUUUCUGUGAACUUUUAUGUAUCAUUGGAAAUAAAAAUUGUUCACCAAAAUG
This is a messenger RNA of Leptinotarsa decemlineata (Colorado potato beetle), 1086 nucleotides long. RefSeq names its product SET and MYND domain containing, arthropod-specific, member 1 (gene SmydA-1). The record is from RefSeq and is a predicted model, not a curated record. Lineage: Eukaryota; Metazoa; Arthropoda; Insecta; Coleoptera; Chrysomelidae. Gene Ontology annotation, molecular function: protein binding.